This is a messenger RNA of Anas platyrhynchos (mallard), 3234 nucleotides long. It is a transcript of the gene TXNRD1, whose product is annotated as thioredoxin reductase 1. Gene Ontology annotation, cellular component: mitochondrion; cytosol. The record is from RefSeq and is a predicted model, not a curated record. Gene Ontology annotation, biological process: cellular response to oxidative stress; glutathione metabolic process; cell redox homeostasis. Lineage: Eukaryota; Metazoa; Chordata; Aves; Anseriformes; Anatidae. Gene Ontology annotation, molecular function: glutathione-disulfide reductase (NADPH) activity; flavin adenine dinucleotide binding; thioredoxin-disulfide reductase (NADPH) activity.
CAGGCCCGGGGCUGGGUCUAAACCCGGCGCCAUCGCGCUGGAGCCGGGCCGGGGGCUGAGGCGCGGCAUGGGGGGCGCCCUGAGGAAGGGGCAGGCGGUGCGGCAGGCGCCUGAGGGCUGCCCGCAGGGGAGGCGCCCGGCAGAGAGUGCACAGAAGCUGCAAGAAGUGCAGUGCGAAGUAACCACAGAGACUUCACAGACAGGUGUUUCUGUGCAAGAGAAGCAAAUAGGAGGUCAUGAGAAAACUUUAAAGGCACAUAAAGAAGACAAUCCUCAGAGUCUGCUGGAAAUGAACGGGCAUACAGCGGCGCCCCAUUCCUACGACUAUGACCUCAUUGUCAUCGGUGGGGGCUCAGGUGGUCUGGCCGCUGCCAAGGAGGCUGCCAAAUAUGGAAAGAAAGUGAUGGUGCUGGAUUUUGUCACGCCUACGCCUCUGGGAAAUUCAUGGGGUCUUGGAGGAACUUGUGUAAAUGUGGGCUGUAUACCUAAAAAAUUGAUGCACCAGGCAGCUUUACUGGGACAAGCCUUGCAAGAUUCACGCAAAUUUGGAUGGCAGUUUACUGAAGAAGUCAAACACAACUGGAUGACGAUGACAGAAUCGGUUCAGAAUUACAUUGGCUCACUGAACUGGGGUUAUCGAGUAGCACUGAGAGAGAAGAAAGUCACAUACGAGAAUGCAUAUGGAGAAUUUGUUCAGCCACACACAGUCAAGGCAACAAAUAAAAGAGGAGUUGAAAAACUGUACACAGCUGAGAGGUUUCUCAUUGCUACUGGUGAAAGGCCACGCUACCUGGGUAUCCCUGGAGACAAGGAAUACUGCAUCAGCAGUGAUGAUCUUUUCUCCCUGCCUUACUGUCCAGGGAAAACCCUGGUGGUUGGAGCUUCCUAUGUGGCCUUGGAAUGUGCAGGAUUUCUUGCAGGCCUUGGGUUAGAUGUCACGGUAAUGGUGAGAUCCAUUCUUCUAAGAGGAUUUGACCAGGAUAUGGCAAACAAAAUUGGUGAAUACAUGGAAGAACAUGGAAUCAAAUUCAUCAGAGAGUUUGUGCCGAUCAAGGUUGAGCAGAUUGAGGAAGGAACUCCUGGAAGACUGAAAGUUACAGCCAAGUCCACAAAGGGGAAUGAAGUAAUUGAAGGGGAAUACAAUACUGUGCUGCUAGCAAUUGGAAGAGAUGCAUGUACAAGAAAAAUUGGUUUGGACAAAGUUGGAGUGAAAAUCAAUGAAAAAACAGGAAAAAUACCUGUCAAUGAUGUGGAGCAAACAAAUGUGCCAUACAUCUACGCUAUUGGAGAUAUACUGCAGGACAGGCUGGAACUCACACCAGUGGCAAUCCAGGCAGGAAGACUGUUAGUUCAGAGGCUUUAUGGUGGGGCAACCACUAAGUGUGACUACGUGAAUGUUCCAACCACGGUGUUCACUCCUUUAGAAUAUGGAGCCUGUGGGUAUUCCGAAGAGAAUGCAAUAGCGAAAUUUGGGGAGGAAAACAUUGAGGUGUAUCAUAGUCAUUUCUGGCCACUGGAAUGGACUGUGCCAUCCAGAGACAACAACAAAUGCUAUGCGAAGAUAAUUUGCAAUAUUCGAGAUAAUGAGAGAGUCAUUGGUUUCCAUGUCCUCGGCCCAAAUGCUGGAGAAGUCACCCAAGGCUUUGCAGCUGCUAUUAAAUGUGGAUUGACCAAAGAACAGCUAGACAGCACCAUAGGAAUCCAUCCAGUCUGUGCAGAGGUAUUCACCACUCUGUCCGUGACUAAGCGUUCUGGUGAAAAUACUCUCAUGGCUGGUUGCUGAGGUUAAAGACCCCCAUUCUUGUUAUUGCCAGAGACUGACUUUCAUCACUGUGGCUGACUUGUGCACUUCAGAAGAGAGGUUUUGAGAGAAGUCAUCCUCAGAAGUCUGCAGAAGUGUGUACAUCUUAACCAGAGCGCUCCAUUCGUCUGAGGAAAAGAGCUCUGCGGGAGUUGGUCACUAGUGGUGAUGGGCUGGCAAUCAGCAAAGCAAUGGGCAUAUUGAACUCUCCAGCUGUUGUUUGGCAGGGCAUUUAACAAAUGCUUUCAUGAAGUCAUAGCCUAAAACCUGCAUUGUCUGGUGGGCAGUGAUGGAAGAACUGCUGGCACAGCUGAGCAACAACUUUUUUCUUUUUUUCUUCUUUAGUUUGCUACCUGAACAAAGAGCAUCCUAACUCCAAAAUGUCACCACAAGUUCAGAUAACUGUGUAGUGCCCCUGUGUACCGGGUUUUAACACUGCAAGUACAAGUCCUCCUCGUGAACAUGCAUUUUCCCUGAUCAGAGCUGUGUACCAACAGAGGGGAAAUUAUCUGCAUGUUUGAUCACGAGGAAGAAGCUAUCACUGAAAGAAGUGUCGUACCAUCUAGAAUAACAUCUCUUUGCUUUCAGAACAACUUUUCUCUUGACUUUUUAGAGAUGCUUAUUUAUAAAAAUGUUCUGGGUGAGAAAGAGAAUAGUUUUUAUCAAAGCCUUGUCAUACAUAAACUUUUUUAUUUUCAUAGUAACAAAGUUGUAUAUAACAGAUCUUCUGAGCUGUAUCUUGCAGCUUCUGUGAUAAUAGUUAGUCCACUUUAGAAUUGACAGAAUCCCGAUUUGAAUGGAUUAUACUUUGAAGUGUGUUAUAUAACAACUGUAUCAAAUCUGAAUAAAUUCUUCCUUUUCAGGUGAGCAGUUGUAUACUGCACGGUUUCAGGUGUGGACUGGCCACUUUAAACACAGUUGUAUAGAGGCUUUCCUUCAAACUGGGGAAAACCACCCCCACUCAAUCUCUGAAAACCUAUAGUGAAAAUCCUGUGUAGACAAGGCCUAAGAGCUAGAUUUAGUUCCAUGUAUGUUUUGUUUUGUAUUCAAUUAAGAAGACAAUACUUCUGAAAUGGAGGUUUCCAUGAAAAGUACAAGCAAGCUCACUCUCUUGCUGGAUAAACUCCAUCCGUAUUUACCAGGAAGUGGUAAAAUGCCUCUUUGUAACGGAAAUGAUUGUGCUUUUUGAUCUGGUUUUUCAUUUCCCUCUCUUUUAGCAGGAAGGUUCAGAUUACUUUAAUUAAAUGGUUCUUGGGAGUUCAUUGCGGUGUGAAAAUGGGGUAAAUUCUUCCUCCCUGUGGGCAGAACACCUUGUGCCUAAACUUCUACCCAGCAACAAAUCCAUGGUUUUCUACUGAGAUUCCUGGAAUGGUGCUUUAAGUUAUUUUUAUAAAGUAAUAUGUAAUGGAAGGAUUUUUUUUUUUUAAGUUUUA